Molecule: messenger RNA, 4506 nt
Organism: Cynara cardunculus var. scolymus (artichoke)
Lineage: Eukaryota; Viridiplantae; Streptophyta; Magnoliopsida; Asterales; Asteraceae
Product: ABC transporter C family member 8-like
Exons: 12
Coding region: 62-4447 (1461 amino acids)
Biological process (GO): transmembrane transport
Cellular component (GO): vacuolar membrane; plant-type vacuole
Molecular function (GO): ATP binding; ATP hydrolysis activity; ABC-type transporter activity
Source: RefSeq, a predicted model, not a curated record
CGACGUCGUAUGCAAGGAUAAAUUGGCGGAUUGAAGCAGUUGUUGGAUCCGAGAAAUCUCAAUGUCGUCUCUGAGAACUUUAUUUGGCAGGAGCAUUAGGGUUCAUGUGGGUGAUUUUGAUUUGAACUCACCAGCCAUGCAAAGAAGUAUUUUAGAUAUCUUGAAUUUGGUGAUCGUUUUUCUCUUCUACCUGGUGCUACUCCUAAGUUAUAUUAGGAAGAAUACCACCAGCAGAUCCAGGGGAAGAAGUGAUUGGAUAUCUAUUUCAGUUGCAUUUUGUUGUUUUUUUACUUCUGUUGCAUAUCUUAUUGCUGGUUUAUGGGUGGCAACUGAUGGAACACAUCAAUUCAAUCAUAUGAAUUGGUGGGUGUUCAGUGUAAGAGCACUAGUUUGGGUAUCUUUGAUGGUUUCAUUGCUUAUAGAAAGAUUUACAUCAGUGAAGAUUCUAGCUUCUGUUUGGUGGGUUUUCUUUUUCGGGUCAAUUUCUGUUGUGAACAUCAUGAGUUUGGCAGAGAAACACAGCAUCAUGAUUUUGGUUUUGAUAGAAUGGGCUGCUAGCUUCUUGCUUCUCUUAUGUGCUUUAAGAAACACAAAACACUUUUUCACUCAACACAAUCCAAGCCAAACCUUAUCCGACCCUUUAUUGGCCAAUGAAACACAGGAAUCAACUAGAAGCCAACUAGAAGAGCCUAGUUUCUUCAGCAAAUUGGUAUUUUCUUGGGUGGACCCUUUACUUGCUUUAGGUUACAGAAAACCACUAAUUCUUGAAGAUAUCCCUUCUCUGUCUUCCACGGACCAAGCAGCUGUUAGCCAUGAGAAAUUCACCAAGGCAUGGGAUUCACUUGAGAGGGACAAUGGUAACUUGGUUUCUAAAGCUUUAGCCAAAGUUUAUUUCAGAGAGAUGGUUUUUUCAGGGAUUUGUGUCUUUCUUAGGACUAUAUCUGUUGUCAUUAGCCCAUUGUUGCUCUAUGCCUUUGUUGACUACUCCAAAAAUGAGACCCAAGAUUUACAUCAAGGACUCUUAUUAGUCGGGUGCUUAAUUCUAGUCAAGAUAAUGGAGUCAUUAUCUCACAGACAGUUUUUCUUUAAUGCAAGAAGAACUGGUAUGAGGAUGAGAUCUGCUUUAAUGGUGGCAGUGUAUGAGAAGCAACUCAAGCUUUCUACUCUAGGAAGGAAAAGGCAUUCGACAGGUGAAGUUGUGAAUUAUAUAGCAGUUGAUGCUUAUAGAAUGGGUGAUUUUCCUAUGUGGUUUCAUGUGGGGUGGUCUUGUUUUAUUCAACUAUUUCUAGCUAUUGGUAUUCUAUUCUCCAUAGUAGGACUUGGUGUUCUUCCUGGUUUACUCCCCCUUCUGAUAUGCGGGCUUCUUAAUUUGCCAUUUGCAAAAGCUAUUCAAAAGUGUCAGUUACAAUUCAUGGUCGCUCAGGACAAGAGACUGAGAUCCACUUCUGAGAUCCUAAAUAACAUGAAGGUCAUCAAGUUACAGUCUUGGGAAGAUAAAUUCCAAAAAGUAAUUGAAUCUUGUAGAGAAACGGAAUUCCAUUGGCUGCGUGAAUCUCAGUUUAAGAAGGCUUGUAGCACGGGUUUGUAUUGGAUGUCACCAACGCUUGUUUCUUCGGUUGUCUUUUUUGGAUGCGUGCUUUUGAAAAGUGCUCCUCUAGAUGCUGCCACUAUCUUUUCGAUUUUAGCAGCAUUGCGAACUAUGUCUGAACCCGUAAAAUUGUUGCCCGACGCAGUUUCUGCAUUAAUCCAGGUUAAAGUAUCCUUUGAUAGGAUCAAUUGUUUCUUAGUUGACGAUGAACUAAAAGAUAACAGGACGAAAAGACACCAAGAACUUGAAAACUCGCAUGACUGUAUCAGAAUACAGGAUGGGAAUUUCGCUUGGGAUCCUGAAUCACCCACUCCAACACUUAGGAAUGUAAAUCUGGAAGUAAAGUGCAGGAAGAAAGUUGCCGUUUGUGGGUCAGUUGGUGCUGGAAAGUCAUCUAUGCUAUAUGCUAUACUUGGAGAAAUAUCCAAAACUUCAGGAACUGUGGAUGUUUUCGGAUCAAUUGCUUAUGUUAGCCAAACAUCUUGGAUACAAAGUGGGACGAUUCAAGAUAAUAUUCUGUAUGGGAAGCCAAUGGACAGAACUAAAUAUGAAAGAGCCAUAAAGGCAUGUGCUUUGGAUAAGGACAUUGAAGCUUUUAACCAUGGAGAUCUAACAGAAAUAGGGCAAAGAGGGCUUAACGUGAGUGGGGGACAGAAGCAGAGGAUUCAACUCGCUCGAGCAGUCUACAAUGACGCUGACAUAUAUCUUCUCGAUGACCCUUUCAGUGCGGUAGAUGCACAUACAGCUGCAACUCUUUUUAAUGAUUGUGUCAUGAAUUGUUUAGAGAGGAAAACCGUCGUUCUUGUCACUCAUCAAGUGGAGUUUCUCUCAGCGGUUGACAAUAUUCUGGUUAUGCAAGAUGGUCAAAUUACACAAUCAGGAAACUAUGAGGAUCUCUUGAUGGCAGGAACAGCAUUUGAACAGCUUGUGAAUGCUCAUAAAGAUUCCAUCACAUCUUUAGAGCCUUCACCUCCUGAAAAUAAAAGCGAACUUCUACAAACAGGAAAUGUGCAUCAAAGCACGGAAAAUACUAAUGAAAGUUACCUCAGUAAAGAAAACAGUGAGGAGCGGAUAUCGGCAAAGGGCAUACAGUUGACCGAAGAAGAAGAGAAGGUUAUUGGGAAUGUUGGAUGGAAGCCUUUUGUAGAUUACAUCAUCAUCUCAGAAGGAUCAUGGUUUUUGGCUUUAUGUGUUCUAAGUCAAGUUGGUUUUGUUGGUCUUCAGGCAGCAGCAAGUUAUUGGCUAGCAUUUGGUAUACAAAUCUCUAAAAUCACCAACAUCAUGUUGAUUGGCGUUUACACUUUGAUCUCCACCAUGAGCACCUUCUUCGUGUUACUGAGAUCAGUAUUUGCCACCCUUUUGGGAUUAAAAGCCUCGAAAUCAUUCUUCACUAAAUUUAACGAUUCAAUUUUCAGUGCUCCCAUGGUCUUCUUUGACUCUACUCCAGUUGGACGAAUUCUAACAAGGGCCUCAUCUGAUCAGAGUGUUCUUGAUUUCGACAUACCCUUUUCGUUUAAUUAUGCGGUUGCUGCUGGUAUCGAGCUAAUCACCAUGAUUGUCAUUAUGGCCUCAGUGACCUGGCAAGUUCUCAUUGUAGCCAUCUUUGCUAUAAUAGCUACAAAAUACACUCAGGGAUAUUAUCAGCCAACUGCAAGGGAAUUAAUGAGAAUCAAUGGAACCACAAAAGCACCAGUAAUGAACUAUGCAUCCGAAACAUCACUUGGAGUCGCAACAAUACGAGCAUUCAAGAUGCAAGAAAGGUUCUUCAAAAACUAUCUCUCGCUAGUGGAUACCGAUGCAAGUACUUUCAUCUUCUCAAAUGCAACUUUGGAAUGGUUGGUUUUGAGGACAGAAGCAUUUUCGAACCUAACAUUGUUCACAGCUAGUUUUCUCCUGGUUUUGGCACCAAAGGGUUUUGUCUCUUCAGGAUUGGUUGGCCUCUCGCUUUCUUAUGCAUUAACGCUAACGGGCACCCAAGUGUUCUUGACUAGAUGGUAUUGUAGUUUAGCCAAUUACAUCAUUUCAGUAGAAAGGAUCAAACAAUUCAUGCACAUUCCAUCAGAGCCACCAGCAAUUGUGGAGAACAACAGACCACCAUCUUCUUGGCCUUCCAAGGGAAGGAUACAAUUCCAGGAUCUGAAGUUGAGGUAUCGGCCAAAUGCACCGUUAGUUCUUAAAGGGAUCACUUGCACAUUCGAAGAAGGGACUAGAAUAGGAAUCGUGGGAAGGACGGGAAGUGGCAAGACGACACUUAUAACAGCCCUGUUCCGUUUGGUAGAACCUGAUAGCGGAAGAAUUCUUAUAGAUGGACUAGACAUUUGCUCUAUAGGCCUAAAAGACGUCAGGAUGAAACUGAGCGUAAUCCCCCAAGAACCGACCCUUUUUAAGGGAAGUAUCCGAACAAAUUUGGACCCUCUAGGACUACAUUCCGAUGAUGAGAUAUGGAAGGCAUUGGAGAAGUGCCAGCUUAAAAGUACCAUCCGAAGUCUUCCAGAUUUGCUAGAUUCUUCAGUGAGCGACGAAGGAGAGAACUGGAGCGCUGGGCAAAGACAGCUCUUCUGUCUUGGAAGAGUGUUGCUGAGGAGAAACAAAAUCUUAGUACUCGAUGAAGCGACUGCAUCCAUCGAUUCAACCACCGAUGCCGUUCUACAGAAAAUUAUAAGAGAAGAGUUCUCGAAUUGCACCGUGAUAACUGUUGCUCACAGAGUUCCAACCGUGAUAGACAGUGACAAGGUCAUGGUUCUCUCUUUCGGGAAAAUGGUGGAGUAUGAUGAGCCUUCAAAGCUAAUGGAAACUGAUUCUUUCUUCUCCAAACUUGUAGCUGAAUACUGGUCCAGUUGCAGAAGGAACUCUGCUUAAACAUUUGAUGCCAUCUAUUGAGAGGUUCCACUCGACCUCGGAUAAAUUUUUCAUAAUGU